AUGUUUCUCUCCGUCGAGUCUCACGAAACGGAAGGCCGAAGUGCUUCGCCGACGCCCGCUUCGAGCCGAUCUCCAACAAACGGUCCACAGACGGCGCUGUCACUCUGGACUCUCCCCGCGUCGCUCUCGUCCUACUUGUCGAGUUUUCCCUCGUCUCUGUCGCGAUCUCCAAAGGCCAGCGUCUCGGCCAGGCGUGGAACUGGCGAGGUUGCGGCAGAUCGUGACGGAGCGAAACAGGGGGAGAUCGACGAAGUGAACAGCCACAGCCGAGGGGUGCGUUUCGAUCUGUGUCGGCCGGGGCGAAACGAAGACACUGCGGCAGACGGCCCGGUUCGAGGCGGCACGCAGAGGAAUGCGAAAGAAGCGAUGGCGCCACACAGCGACGGCGUACAGACAGGGGGGACGGGAACGCGGGAUGGCGGUGAAGUGUCGCCUUUCGACAAAAAGCCCGGAGAAAGCUACGCAGCGUACGCCGACAGACUUCACAGACGAGACGGCUUUUCGCUCUACUUCGACAACAACAGCUCCACAAUGACCGAUCCGCGUGUUUACCAAGAGAUGGCGCCUUUCUUCGAAUGCCUCUUCGGGAAUCCAGGAAGCGCACACGAGAGGGGCCGAAUCAACAAGACAGCUCUCGAGGAGGCGCGAGUACGCGUGGCCAGAUGCCUCGGUGUCUCUCCGUCGACCGUCAUCUUCACAUCUGGGGCGACAGAGAGCCUCAACUGGGCAAUCAAAUGCGGCGCACACGCUCAGUGCCGAAGAGGCGUCGGCCGUCACAUCGUGACUACUCGCGUCGAGCAUCCGGCCGUGCUGGAGAUUUGCAAAUUUCUGCAGGAAGACCACGGUUUUGGAGUUUCCUUCUGUCCCGUCGACUGUUUCGGAUUCGUGGACCUCGGGGCUCUGCCCAGUCUGCUUUCUGCCGAGACUGCGCUUGUCAGCAUCCCACACGCCAACGCAGAAAUCGGAGCGAUUCAGCCUAUCGAAGAGUCGCUCGGGAAAGUUCCUGUAAAUAUUCCUCAGCUUGGCGCGGACUUGGUGACCAUCGCAGGCCAUAAGAUCUACGCGCCGAAAGGUGUCGGCGCGCUGUACGUAGGGCCCCGGGCGUGUAUAGGUCCUCUCCUGCACGGCGGUGGACAGGAAGGAAGAUUGCGAGGCGGAACAGAGAACGUGCCGUAUUGCGUCGCGUUAGGCAAGGCGUGUGAACUCAUCGCUGAGGGUUGGGCUCCCCCCUCCGGAGUGGUUCGCGCCGACUUUCUAUCGGGUCCAGCUCCUCCGUCUCCAUCAUCUUUGCCGUGUGCUCCUGCCCCGCUGACGCCGGCAGCAAGCACGUCGGCGGACGGGGCAUCGCCCGAGGCUGGAUCGGCGCCGGAGACGCAGUGUGUCGCGGACCAGGGUGUACAUACAGCUCCAGCGCGAGGCGGGGGCGACUUGCCGGGCGUGGGGGAGAGGCGCGGGGAGCCGAGCGAAGUGGAAAUCGCAGGCCGGAAGGAAACCAGAGAGGAAGGAAGCUGUGUAGAGGGAGGAAGCGGACUAGGAGCGGAACGGACGAGCACGACGCGACUCGCCGAGGGCCACAGCGGGGCACCCUCUGGGUCAGGUGUACGUACACCCCAAGCAGAGAAGGAAGGCCAGAAACAAAGCUUUUCCUCGUGGCUGCCAAGUCUUGCGGCUGCGUUUCGUCAAGGGGGAUCGAGCGAGGAGAAACAUGACAACGGAUCGGGCGUCGUUUCCGGGUUCCCCGCGACACCCUCUGCCUUCCACCGCUUUUGCUCUUCGAUUGGCUUCUCGCGCGUCUUGUCUCUACCCUUUGGUUCGAGGUCGGCAGGAGGAACUAUCCCUGGAGAGUGGCGCAGCUUCUGGCCGGAGAGAAAGGACGCGGGAUUCCGUCGCGUCUCGGCUCACCCGCAGCAUAUGCAGAAGACCUUGAUCAGAUUCACACACCAGUUCUUCAUCGAAGUAUCCCUUUUGACGCAGUGGACAAAAGACCAACUCGCCGACUUCAUCCGCAUCAACGGACCGCUGGGGCAAGCAGGCCGGUUCUUCGAGGUCACCGACGGACAGCAAGGGAAAAGCCUGAGCGAGAUGUACGGCGCGCUUCCCAACACUCUCUCUCUGUCGAUCCGCGGUGCCCAUGGCCCAGAAAUAGUCAGACUUCUCCGCGACCGCCUGUGUAUCUCGGCGGGGUGUACGUGCCACAGCUCGGGAGAGCUCACGAGUGCAACGCUCCAGGCUAUUCAGCUGGACCGCGAUUGGGCACGAGGGACUAUUCGCAUUUCGACAGGACGGUUCACAACUCUGAACGAAGCGACGGUGGCGGGUCGUCUCCUAGCCCGGUUCCUGAUUUCAGAGAAUUUAAUUUUUGGGAAAUCCGAGCGUCUGGCUGCGCUCUCGGCUGGUCACGAGCCUGGCGAGAAGAGAGGGGCGGAGGCAUCCUAA
Neospora caninum is the source of this 2436-nucleotide messenger RNA. Its product is annotated as putative cysteine desulfurase. NCBI's taxonomy places the organism in Eukaryota, Apicomplexa, Conoidasida, Eucoccidiorida, Sarcocystidae. The transcript is spliced from 11 exons. The coding region runs from base 1 to 2436 and encodes 811 amino acids. Gene Ontology annotation, cellular component: cytosol; mitochondrion. Gene Ontology annotation, molecular function: cysteine desulfurase activity. The record is from RefSeq and is a predicted model, not a curated record. Gene Ontology annotation, biological process: iron-sulfur cluster assembly.